GUCGCUUGCGGAAGUCGUGUGGGUUUCGGGUCCGCUACAUUUCUCGCUCGUGAAAGUAGAAUCCGGCGGUAUUUUUCCAACAAGAAGCUAGCGGCCCAUCGUUCGGACCGACAACCGGGCGAAGAUGGCGGCGCUCCUACUGCAAAUUCUCGAGCGAUCUGAGGUUUCUAAGCUCCCGAAGGCUGUUCAAAAUAAACUGGAAAAGUUUUUCACUGACCAGCAGUCUGAGAUAGACUCCCUCAAAUCAUGCCAUGAGCGAUUCAAAGUAGACAGUGAGCAGCAAUAUUUCGAAGUUGAUAAGCGACUGUCACAGAAUCAGGAGCGCCUGGUGUUACAGACUCAGGAAUACAACAAACUCAAAGAAGACCUCGCCAGACUUUCUGAGGAAUUGAAAACCUUGAAAGAUAAAAACAAGGAGCAUGAGACGUCGGAAGAGAAGCUUUCAUCAGAGCAGAAUGCUAUGUCGAAGGCGAUGUAUGAGCUGGAGGCAGAAAAACGAGAACUGGUCCGAACCCUUGAGAAGAGAUCUCAAGAAGUGGAACAUCUCAGUGAGGAUCUGAAGCGUCUCAAUGACAAGCUUGUGGAAACCAAUGCCGAGAAGAUGGAGCUCCAGCUGAAGUUGGAUGAGCUUCAGUCCUCUGAGGUAUCGAUCAAGUACCGUGAGAAGAGGUUGGAGCAGGAGAAGGAGCUUCUCCAGAACCAGACCACCUGGUUGAACUCUGAGCUCAAGGCUAAAACUGAGGAGCUCCUUUCCAUCUCCCGGGAGAAGGGCAACGAGAUUCUCGAGCUCAAGUGUACCCUGGAGGACAAGAAGGAUGAGGUGAACAGACUUCAAGACCAAGUCACGGGCUUAAAAAAUUCCAACGAGAACUUCCAGAAACAAGCUGAGGACUUGAUGAUGAAGUUGAAAGAGGUGAAAGACCAGCAGUCCUCCAUGGAAGAGAAGUUCAGGAAUGAGUUAAAUGCACACAUAAAGCUGACCACUUUAUACAAGGGUGCAGCAUCUGAUUCUGAGUCCAAGAGCGAGGAGCUGAGUCGUGCUGUAGAGGAGCUCCACAAGCUGCUGAAGGAGGCAGGAGAGGCCAACAAAGCCACUGAGGGGCGCCUGGCCGAGGCUGUGGCUUCCAAGGAGAAGGUGGAGGUAGAGCUGAAGGAGAAGAUCACCAGCUUGGAGAAGGAGCUGGAGAAUGCCAACACGCUGCUCUCGGAUUCCAAGCGCAAAGCGGGUGUCGCCGUGCUCACUGAGGAAGAGCUGACCACUAUGUCUCCCACCGCUGCCGCCGUGGCCAAGAUAGUGAAACCUGGCAUGAAAUUUACAGAGCUGUAUAAUGCCUAUGUGGAGGCCCAGGACCAGUUGCAGCUGGAGCGGCUGGAGAACAAGCGCGUGAACCAGUACCUGGACGAGAUCGUGCAGGAGGUCGAGGCCAAGGCGCCCAUCUUGAAGAGACAGCGUGAGGAGUACGAGCGCAUGCAGAAGUCUGUGGCCAACCUGUCCGCCAAGCUGGAGCAGGCCAUGAAGGAGGUGCAUCGCUUACAGAAGGAGACUGAUGAAGCUAACAAGCGUACCUCUGUCCUGGAGAGGGAGAACCAGAGAUUCGAGCUGCAGGUCACCGACCUGUCUCAGCAGAUCCGCGUUCUCCUGAUUGAGCUGGAGGAGGCCCGGGGCAACCAUGUAGUCCGCGAGCAUACAGACAUCAGCUCUGCCGACAUCAGCAGCAGCUCUGAGGUCAUCACCCAGCGCCUGGUCACCUUCCGCAGUGUAGAGGAGUUGCAGCAGCAGAACCAGCGCCUCCUAGUGGCGCUGCGGGACCUGGGCGAAGCGCGAGAGAAGGAGGAGCUGGAAGCCACAACUUCGAGGAAGACAGAAUUGGAGCAAAGUCUGGAGAAAGCACAGCGGGAGCUGGAGCAGCUACGCGAGCAGCGGAGCCACCAGAUGCAGUUGACGGAGUCCAUCGUGCGCCAGAGGGACAUGUAUCGCAUCCUGCUGGCCCAGACCACGGGGGUCAGCUUCCCGGUGCAGGGCCCCACCCUGGAGGUGCCUCCGGUGACGUCCACCCCCCGUCGCUCUCCGGGUGUCACUCCCAUCCGCCCCACGCCAGUGAAGGCGGGCACCGCUGUACAGCCCACGGAAGCUGUGGAGGCCAAGGCUGCACUCAAGCAGCUGCAGGAGGUCUUCAACACCUACAAGAAGGAAAAGGCUGAAAAUGACAAGAUCCUCAAUGAGCAAAAUGAGAAGCUUCAAGAGCAGGUGUCAGAGCUUCGCUCCCAGAACGCCAAGAUAUCUACACAGCUGGAGUUUGCUUCCAAGCGUUACGAAAUGCUACAGGAUAACGUGGAUGGCUACCGGCGUGAAAUCGCAUCGCUGCGGGAGAAGAUCCAGAAGAUGAGCACCACUGCGCAGAAGCACGAGCAGAUCAUCCACACCAUGACACAGGACCUGCGUGUGGCCAACGAGAAGCUGGCGGUGGCUGAGGUUCGUGGGGAGAACCUGAGAAAGGAGCGAGACAUGCUGAAGAUGGUGGAGUCCAGGCUGACGCAGGAGAAGGAGUCCAUCCUCACCGAACAGCGUGGCCAGAACCUGCUGCUGACCAACCUCAAGUCCAUCCAGCUGACCCUGGAGCGUGCGGAGACCGAGACAAAGCAGCGGCUCUGCAACCAGAUCGAGCGUUUGGAGCGUGAGGUGGCUCAGCUGAAGAAGAAGCUGGAGCAGGAGGUGGAGCAGCGGCACAUGCUGGGACGCAGUCAGGACAUGCAGCUUCUCGAUGCCCGGAAGCAGCUGGAGGCCCAGAACGCGAUGCACCAACAGACCAAGGAGCUGCUGAAGACGGCCGAGCAGCAGAUCAGCACGCUGAGGCAGCAGCUGGGCAACGCCGAGAGUCAGAUAGCAUCUAGGCCGCCUCAGGGGGCUGGCCUUAAAGGCCCUGAUGGUUUGGACCAGGAUGCGGAGGAGCUGCGCAUCCGCCUCCGGCAGGCUGAGGAGCAGGUGGGUGACCUGACCGAGCGUCUGGAGAACACCACCAGCAACGUGGAGCAGUACCGGGCUAUGGUUCUCAGCCUGGAGGAGUCCCUCAGCAAGGAGAAACAGGUGACGGAACAGGCACGCUCGGUGAUGGAGGGCCGCCUGAAAGAAGCCCAGGAAUAUCACAAGCAGUUGGAGAAGAGGCUCAUGGAGGCGGAGAAGGAGAAGCAGGAGCUGCAGGAGGAGAAGCACAAAGCCGUUGAAGCCAUUGAGCAGCAGAUGAACGAGCUGAAGAAGAACCUGCGAAACAUCCAAUCUGAGCUCCAGGACGCCCUCCAGAGGGCGGCGCUGGCAGCUUCCCAGGAGCAGCAGGCCACACAAGAUAGUCAGCAACAGGCCAAGCUGGCAGCAGAGGCCCAGAACAAGUACGAGCGGGAGCUGAUGCUGCACGCGGCCGAUGUGGAGGCACUCCAGGCCGCCAAGAAGCAGGCGAUGCAGGUCACCCAGAUGCGGCAGCAGCUGGAGGAGAGGGCUCAGCGGGCCAGCGCACAGCUCCUGGAGGCACGCAUCUCCUGGGAGGAGCAGGAGAAGAUGCUUAAGGAAGAGGUGGUCAAGCUCACGGGCCGUGCGGAGGACCUGCAGAAGCAGAACAACCUUCUCCACGAGCAGAUUGAGAGUCUAAGCAGCAAGAUGGUGGCGUCGGCCCAGCAGGCGGCCACUGAGAGCCCUCUGAACGUGUCGCUUACCGAGGAAGGGAAGUCCCAGGAGCAGAUCCUGGAGAUUCUCAGGUUCGUGCGUCGGGAGAAGGAGAUCGCAGAGACCAGGUUCGAGGUGGCCCAGGUGGAGAGCCUGCGGUACCGCCAGAGGGUGGAGCACCUGGAGCGGGAGCUGAAGGAGCUGCAGGACAGCCUUAACGCCGAGCGGGAAAAGUUUCAGGUGACGGCCAAGACUUUGGCACAGCAUGAUGAACUGAUGAAGAAGACUGAGACCAUGAACGUUCUGGUGGAGACCAACAAGAUGCUGCGGGAGGAGAAGGACAGGGUAGAGCAGGAGCUGCAGCAGACUCAGGCCAAGGUGCGUAAGCUGGAGGCCGACAUCAUGCCCCUGCAGGAGUCCAACGCAGAGCUGAGCGAGAAGAGCGGCAUGCUCCAAGCCGAGAAGAAGCUGUUGGAGGAGGACAUCAAGCGCUGGAAGGACAGAACUCAGCACCUGGUGAGUCAGCAGAAGGACACGGAUCCAGAGGAGUACAAGAAGCUGCACUCCGAGAGGGAGGCCCACCUGAAGCGCAUCCAGCAGCUGACGGAGGAGAUCGGGAAGCUGAAGACUGAGGUUGCCAGAACCCAUGCCUCCGUGACCACUGGGCAGAGCCAGGCGAAAACCCUGCAGGAGAACCUGGGGAAGAUGACCUCCGAAAGGGACAACCUGAAGAAGGAGCUGGAGGUUAAGGUCUCGGACAUCCAGGAGAAGGCGAAGACCAUCACACAGGUGAAGAAGAUCGGCCGCAGAUACAAGACCCAGUACGAGGAGCUGAAGGCUCAGCACGAUAAGAUGGUGGCCGACGCCGCAGCCAAGCCAGCGGAGGAGGCGGAAGCUCAGCAGGCAUCUGCUCAAGAGAUUCAGGCCCUGAGAAACUCCCUUAACCAGGCGGAGGCCAAGAGCAGAGAGCUGGAGGGCCAGGUGGAAGGCCUGCAGAAAGUGGCAGGAGAGCGCGAGGGGGAGCUGCACGGUCUGCAGGAGCAGGUGGGCAAGCUGCAGACAGAACUGGGCCGCCUGCGGCAGGAGAUACAGGAGAAGUCUGCACAGGAGGAGCAGCUGCGGCAGCAGAUGGCCGAGAAGGAGGAGAAGACCAAGAAGGUCAUCAUGGGGGCCAAGCAGAAGAUCAGUCAGCUGAAUGCCACCAAGGAGCAGUUCCAGAAGGAGGCAGAGGAGCUGAAGCAGCAGCGGGAAGAGCUGGAAGUGCGCAUGAGCGCGCUGAAGUCGCAGUACGAGGGCCGUCUGUGCCGGCAGGAGCGGGAGCUGCGGGAGCUGCGAGGCCAGCAGGAGAGGCACAGCGAGCAGCGGGAUGAGCCCCCGGAGCAGGGCCCCAGCAAGGUUCAGGAGCAGCAGCGGCCAGCGGACCAGAGGCAGAUCACCCUGAAGAGCACGCCUGCCGCUGACAGGGGGAGCGCAAGCACCUCCGAGCCGCCGACGGCCAACAUCAAGCCCACCCCGGUGGCGGCCACCCCCAGCAAGCCGUCUGCCAUCCCUGGCAACAAGUCGACCCCCAGGGCCAGCAUCCGGCCCAUUUUCACGCCGGCCUCCGUCUCUACGCCGACGCCCACAGCCACCGUCAUGCCCACCACCCAAGUGGAGACGCAGGAAGCCUUGCAGCCAGCGGAGGGCCCAGUGGAGCACGUGACGGUGUUCGGCAGCGCCAGCGGCUCCGUGCGCUCCACCAGCCCCAACGUGCAGACCACCCUGGCACAGCCCAUGCUCGCACCGCAGCCUCCUCCCACACAGGCCACGGCAUUUGUGCAGCCCACCCAGCAGACCCCGCAGCUGGAGAGCACCACCCAGGAGCCCCUGCCCAGCACGCAGGUGGAGAGGCCCUCCACCUCCACCGCUGUCUUCGGCACAGUGUCUGCUACCCCGGGCACCUCCAUGUCCAAACGACCUCGCGAGGAGGAGCAAGAGGGACAGACAGACACUGCGGAAACCACUCAGGAGGAAUCCACUGAUGUGCCCUUGUCCAAGAAGGUUCGGAUCAUCCAGAGGGUUGACCCAGAGCCCGAGGAAGAGGUGAUGGCAGAGGAUGCCGGCGAGAGCGAGGGCGAGGGCGAGGUGCCAGGGGAGACUCAGGAAGAUCCCGAUGCCAGUCAGCUGGCAGCAGAGGAGGAGUACAGCCCCGGCCUGGAUGACGGGGAUAGGGAGCCCGGGCCGCCGUCGCGGGCAUGCCCCGCCGAGCCCGUGCCGCAGGUCUCCGAGUCCCAGCUCAGCUCCCACGACUCGCCGGACGAGCAGCGGCCGCGCGAGGUCAUCAUCAUCGAUACGGACUCUGACAGUGAGGAAGAGGAGGAAGAGGAGGGUGAGCAGUAUGAGGAGGAAGAAGAGGAGGGGGACGAAGAUGAUGUGGCAUGCAUGGGUGAUGAGAGCAAUGAGGGAAGCGGUAGCGGGGUCACCAACGAGCCGUACGAGGGUGAUGCAGAGGCCGCGGAGGUUUCAGACCCAGCGACAGAGCAGGAGGAGAGCUUGGGGGCGCCCGACUCGAACCCGAAGCAGGCCGACUCCCAGACGAGCGGUGAGGGCAGCAGUAGUACCACGGAGCUGUUUCCUGGGGAACCCCCACGUGAGCAGCAGCCAGCCCCCACCACCACCACCCCUGAUCGUCAGCCAGCCCGGCCGCCUCAGUCGCCACGGCGACCACCCCACCCCCUGCCCCCCCGGCUUUACAUUCAGCCCCCAGCCCAGGAGUUGGGACCUCCCCUAGGCCAGCGACAGACAACGGCCCCAAACCGCCGGCAGUCAGUGAGCCGGGGGCAGCUAACCCCCGGGAUCAGCAACAUGCAAAACUUCUUUGACGAUGACGACAGGAUGGUUCCCAGCACGCCCACCUUGGUGGUGCCUCUCCGUACAGAUGGAUUCGCCGAGGCCAUCCAUUCUCCCCAGGUGGCCGGGGUUUCCCGCUUCCGCUUCGGCCUGUCUGAAGACGUGCCUCAGUCCAGCUCCUCCAACUCUGACCUGAGUCAGCUAGCAUCACAAGGAGGUCUAGGAAUGUACGAAAGUCCCCUGUUCCUUGCAGCACACGAAGAGGACUCUGGGGGGCGUAGUGUCCCCACCACGCCGCUGCAGGUGGCUGCCCCAGUGACCGUCUUCACGGAAAGCCACUCGUCAGACGCGGCAGAGAGCGCCUCCCAGUCAGUCCCCAUGGUGACCACGUCCACAGCCGGACCGUCCGGAGCGGAGGCGGUCGCUGGGGAUGAUGGCGACGAGGUCUUUAUGGAGGCGGAGAGUGAGGGAACCACCGGGCCUGAGGUAUCCCUGGAGAGCCAGGCCGAGAUGGACUCGGCGCAACCUUCUGACGAUGGCAACCUCCCAUCCACCAGUCAGGAGCCCACCUCCAGCUCUGCAGACACGAGCAGCAGCAGCAGCAACGCCAGCGGCAGUGGCGGACAGCUCCGGCAUUCAGGGCGUCCCGUGCCACAGCACCAGCUCCCCCCACGGCCUGGACCCCGAGGCAGGCAGCUUAUCCGGAGAGGCAUGACGUAUCCGCGAGGCGGAUGGGGACAGUUCACCAGAGGAAAUAUGCGAUAACAUCUCAGCCCUGUGCUUAAGAAGAACCACAUCAGUCUAGAAUUCCGAUCGUGCUUGAAGCCUUCAUUACAGAUCUUUUGUUUUGUUUUUUUAUUUUUAUUUUAAUCAGCAUAAUUAUGCUUAAAGCAUUGGUGUAUUUUUUUUGUUUUUUCUUUUUACUUUUGUCUGUGCGUAAUCCUUACGAAGCAGAUGAAACCAAGUUUAAUUUUAUUAAUAAAAACUGAGGAUGGUGGGA
This is a messenger RNA of Brienomyrus brachyistius, 7484 nucleotides long. It is a transcript of the gene tpra, whose product is annotated as translocated promoter region a, nuclear basket protein. The record is from RefSeq and is a predicted model, not a curated record. The coding region runs from base 125 to 7249 and encodes 2374 amino acids. Gene Ontology annotation, biological process: mRNA export from nucleus; protein import into nucleus. Gene Ontology annotation, cellular component: nuclear pore. The transcript has 51 exons. Gene Ontology annotation, molecular function: structural constituent of nuclear pore. NCBI's taxonomy places the organism in Eukaryota, Metazoa, Chordata, Actinopteri, Osteoglossiformes, Mormyridae.